AUGGACAUGAUUCUGGAGGCAGAUGCAAAAAAUGUAUCUCAGCAUUCCUCGUCUUCUUCGGUUGUUGCUCUGGCAAUCAAGGGUAACAAAAAAAGCAAAUAUGUGGUACAAUGGGCACUUAAUAAGUUUGUUCCUGAGGGAAUGAUUAUCUUCAAGCUGAUACAUGUCCAUGCUGGUAUAAAAGGAGUUCCAACGCCAAUGGGAAAUGUGGUCCCUCUUUCACAAGUGCGCAGUGAUGUAGCAACUGCAUUCAAAAAGGAAGUGGAGUGGCAAGCAAACCAAAUGCUGCUACCUUUCAAGAGAAUGUGUGAGAAAAGAAAGGUGCAUGUGGAUGUUGUAGUGAUUGAAUCAGAUGAUGUGGCUAUUGCAAUAGCAGAGGAAGUGGCUAAGGGUGCUAUAACCAAACUUGUUGUUGGAGCUUCAUCUCGUGGCAUAUUUAAAAGUAAACAGAAGGGUAUGUCUACAAAAAUAUCAGUAAGCACUCCAAGAUUUUGCACAAUUUAUGUUAUUUCAAAGGGAAAAUUGUCCGUAAGACAAUCGGACAUGCCGAUUGCUGGAAGCAUUAUAGACGAUGCUAGUGAAACCAGUUUGUCUUCCAGCAACUCAUCAAACUACGCUUCCACCUCUCAGACAGAAUCUGCCUCAGUUUCAUCAUAUGCUGGUUUACACUCGUCUUCCCUAGCAACACAACGAUUUCAAGCUCUUUCAAGUAUAAAUAGUGCCCUUCUAAGCACAAAUUCGAGUUUAACUGACACUAACCAUUCUAGAGGCCAAUCUCUAGAUCUUGGGAGAGAAAAUACUGCUACAAGCUCUGCAAGAAACUCUGACAUUGAUCAUGCCUUAAGUCGAGUUUCUAGUUGCAAAAGCUUUAUUUCAGAUACUGAAACUUGGAUUUAUGAUCAAAAUUCUAGCAAGGAUGUGCCACUAGCAACUACACUUCCAUCUCCUAAUAGGCAGGCAAAAUUUAACCUUGAGCUGGAAAAGUUGAGAAUUGAACUAAGGCAUGCCCAAGGACUGCAUGCAGUUGCUCAAAGUGAGAAAAUUGAAGCAUCCCGAAAGCUGAAUGACCUAAGCAAGAGACGGGCAGAAGAAACCAUGAAAAUGAAGGAGAUUAUUGCUAGGGAAGAGAAGGCAAAGGAAUUAGCAAAACUAGAAAGAGAGAAAUAUCAGGAAGCAUCCAGAGAAGCUGUAUAUUUGAAAGAAUGUGCUGAAAGAGAGGCAGCAGAAAGGAAAGAAACAGAGUUGAAAGCCAUUCGUGCUGCAAAAGAUAAAGAAAAGUUGGAGGAUGCUCUAAGUGGUACAAUGCUGCAGUACCGGAAGUUUACAUGGGAUGAAAUAGUCUCAGCUACUUCAUCUUUCUCUGAAGAUCUGAGAAUUGGAAUGGGAGCAUAUGGAAUAGUAUACAAGUGCAAUUUGUAUCAUACAACUGUUGCCGUUAAAGUUCUCCGCACGAAUGGAAACCUCAAAAGCAAGCAAUUCCAACAGGAGUUAGAGAUAUUGAGUAAAAUUCGUCAUCCAAACUUGCUUCUUCUUCUUGGUGCAUGUCCUGAUCAUGGAUGUCUUGUAUAUGAAUAUAUGGAGAAUGGUAACUUGGAGGACAGACUGCUUAGGAAAAACAACACUGCCCCGAUCCCAUGGUUUGGGAGGUUUCGAAUAGCUUGGGAAAUCGCAUCAGCUCUUGCCUUUCUUCACAGCUCAAAGCCAGAACCUAUCAUUCAUCGUGACUUAAAACCGGCAAACAUCUUGCUAGGUCGUAACCUUGUUAGCAAAAUUGGUGACAUUGGCCUUUCUACAGUACUCCAGUCAGAUAAUUUAUCUACCAUGUACAAGGACACAGCACCUGUUGGGACACUCUGCUACAUUGAUCCUGAAUAUCAAAGGACCGGGUUAAUAUCUCCAAAAUCUGAUGUUUAUGCUUUUGGAAUGGUGAUAUUACAGUUAUUGACAGCAAAACCAGCAAUAGCACUUGCUCAUAAGGUUGAAACAGCAAUUGAUGGUGGGAAUUUGACAGAUAUAUUGGAUCCAGAGGCAGGGGCUUGGCCUUUUCAAGAAACACUAGAUUUGGCUUUGUUAGGAAUGAGCUGUGCAGAACUUAGGCGUAGAGACCGGCCUGAUUUAAAAGAUCAAGUUCUUCCAACGCUUGAGAGAUUGAAAGAAGUUGCUGAUAGAGCCCAACAUUCUGCUUCAACUGUUAUUAUUAAAUCCAAACCUCCUAAUCACUUUAUCUGUCCAAUACUUCAGGAUGUGAUGGAUGAUCCUUGUGUUGCUGCUGAUGGAUAUACAUAUGAUCGCAAAGCAAUUGAAAAAUGGCUUGAAGAGAACGACAAAUCACCAAUGACAAACAUGGUUUUGCCUCACAAGCAUUUAAUUCCUAAUUACACACUUUUGUCAGCAAUCUUGGAGUGGAAGUCCGGAGAAUCAUGA
Messenger RNA from Sphenostylis stenocarpa, 2424 nucleotides. Lineage: Eukaryota; Viridiplantae; Streptophyta; Magnoliopsida; Fabales; Fabaceae. The record is from the annotation of a GenBank genome assembly.